Dermatophagoides farinae (American house dust mite) is the source of this 1658-nucleotide messenger RNA. RefSeq names its product dyskerin pseudouridine synthase 1 Nop60B (gene Nop60B). The record is from RefSeq and is a predicted model, not a curated record. Gene Ontology annotation, cellular component: box H/ACA snoRNP complex. Gene Ontology annotation, molecular function: RNA binding; pseudouridine synthase activity. Gene Ontology annotation, biological process: box H/ACA sno(s)RNA 3'-end processing; mRNA pseudouridine synthesis; rRNA pseudouridine synthesis. NCBI's taxonomy places the organism in Eukaryota, Metazoa, Arthropoda, Arachnida, Sarcoptiformes, Pyroglyphidae.
UUUGAAGAUCCAUGUCGUUGAUUUUUUUAUAUGUGUGAUUGAUUUGAAAUUUUGAAAUUCUUGUCUUUUGCUUUUAUUGUCAUCGAUACUGCCAUGGAAAUUGAAUCCGGUAAAAAAUCCGGAAAAAAGAAACAUUCUCGCAGUGAUACUGUGGCCACGAUGGAAGAUACGGAUGAAUAUUGUUUACAACCCGAAUCAAAACCACCAAAAAUUUCAGCUGAAAAAUGGCCACUAUUAUUGAAAAAUUUGGAUCGUAUGAAUGUACGAGCACAUCACUUUACACCAUUACCAUUCGGUUGUUCACCAAAUAAAAGAGAAAUUAAAGAAUAUCUUAAAUCAGGUUUCAUUAACCUGGAUAAACCAUCGAAUCCUUCGUCACAUGAAGUUGUAGCCUGGAUUAAACGUAUAUUACGUGUUGAGAAAACUGGCCAUAGUGGUACACUCGAUCCCAAAGUAUCUGGCUGUUUGAUUGUUUGUAUUGAUCGUGCCACACGGCUUGUUAAAAGUCAACAGAAUGCCGGUAAAGAAUAUGUGGCUGUUUUGCGAUUACAUUCCGAAGUUCCAGGCGGCAGAGCUACGGUGAUCAAAGCUGUUCAACAAUUAACUGGCGCCCUUUUUCAACGACCACCAUUGAUAUCGGCAGUUAAACGACAACUUCGUAUUCGUACUAUCUAUAAUAGUAAAUUAUUCGAAUACAAUGAGAAAGCUAAUCUUGGCAUACUUUGGAUAGAUUGUGAAGCCGGAACCUAUGUACGAACAUUGUGUGUUCAUUUAGGAUUAUUAUUAGGCGUGUCAGGUCAAAUGCAAGAGCUUCGUCGUGUUCGAUCGGGUAUACAAGACGAAUCGAAAGGCAUGGUUACCAUGCAUGAUUUGGUCGAUGCUAUGUAUCAGUUUGAUCACCAUAAAGAUGAAUCCUUGUUACGAUUAGUUGUCAAACCAUUGGAAGCAUUAUUGGUACGUCAUAAACGAAUCAUAAUCAAAGAUACAGCAGUCAAUGCCGUAUGUUAUGGUGCUAAAAUCAUGUUACCGGGUGUUCUUCGUUAUGAUGAUGAUAUCGAACUUAAUGAAGAAAUCGUUAUUGUUACCACUAAAGGAGAAGCCGUUUGUCUAGCCAUUGCAUUGAUGACAACAUCUACGAUUAUGUGCUGUGAUCAUGGUGUUGUGGCUAAAAUAAAACGUGUUGUCAUGGAACGAGAUACAUAUCCACGUAAAUGGGGAUUAGGACCAGUUGCAUCCUUUAAGAAGAAAUUAAUCAAGGACGGAAUGCUAGAUCAAAAAGGCAAACCAAAUGAUCGAACACCAAAAGAAUGGUAUGAAAAGAUUGGUCAAGUACCAUUGAAAAUUCAGCCACAAGGUGAAGAGAUGAAUAAAUCAAAAGCACAGAAAAUUAAACAAGAUGUUCUUCAACAAGCUGGCAAUGAUGAUAAUGAACAAGAAAUAGAACGUGAUGUUAUUGUUAAAGAGAAAAAGAAGAAAAAGAAAAAGAAACAUCAAACAGCUGAUGAAGAAGCUAUGGACGAAUAAAAAUUCAACAAUCAACCAACCAAUAUUCAAUCAUUUUUUUUUUGAUAGAAAAAAUAUUCAUGUAUUCAUUUUUUUGUCAAAAUUUGUCUGUCAUCGAUUUGUUUUGUUCUAUUAAAACGAAACUUGAACUUUAA